AUGACUCUGUACUACUCCUUGGUGUUCGCCCUCCUGGUGUUGGAGAUGGCAUUAUUCGUCACCUUGAUCAUCCCUCUACCGCACUCAAUCAAGCGGAAGAUGUUCAACUUCAUCUCUGAGAGUGUGAUAGUAGCGAAAUUACAAUACGGGUUAAAGAUAACAUUCAUAUUUAUCACUAUCCUUUUUGCGGAUAGUGUCAACCGAGUCUAUCGAGUUCAGCUCGAGAUGGCUGCUUUUGGCAAGCAGUCUAAUGCUGCAGCCGCAGCAGCCAUGGGUACAGACCGCAUGGAGGUCCAAGCCCGAAAAUUCUACUCUCAGCGAAACAUGUACCUCACUGGUUUUACUCUUUUCUUGUCCUUGAUCCUCAACCGAAUGUACCUCAUGAUUCUCGACCAGCUCCGAAUUGAGGACAAGCUCAUGCGCUACGAGGGCAACCCAGCAGGAAGCAGCAAAGAGAGCGAGAAACUUGGUCCACGAUACCGAGCUGAUGAAAUCGGACAACUCAAGAAGCAGCUUGAACACGAGAAGCAGGAUAAGGAGAACCUGAAGAAGCAAGCCGAGAGUCUGCAAAGAGAAUAUGAUGACUUGUCCGCCAAGUUCAACCAGACAAACCCCGGUGACAAGAAGGGCAACUAA
This is a messenger RNA of Lithohypha guttulata, 636 nucleotides long. It is a transcript of the gene YET3, whose product is annotated as Endoplasmic reticulum transmembrane protein 3. The record is from RefSeq and is a predicted model, not a curated record. Lineage: Eukaryota; Fungi; Ascomycota; Eurotiomycetes; Chaetothyriales; Trichomeriaceae. The coding region runs from base 1 to 636 and encodes 211 amino acids. Gene Ontology annotation, biological process: endoplasmic reticulum to Golgi vesicle-mediated transport; intracellular protein transport. Gene Ontology annotation, cellular component: endoplasmic reticulum membrane; endoplasmic reticulum. The transcript is spliced from 3 exons.